Molecule: messenger RNA, 756 nt
Organism: Histoplasma capsulatum G186AR
Lineage: Eukaryota; Fungi; Ascomycota; Eurotiomycetes; Onygenales; Ajellomycetaceae
Exons: 2
Coding region: 1-756 (251 amino acids)
Source: RefSeq, a predicted model, not a curated record
AUGGCCAGAUUCUUAAAAAAAAAUUUAGAAGAAGAAGAAGCGAGAGAAAAGCAAAAGAAAAGCAAAAGAAAAGCAAAAGAAAAAGAGAAAGAAUCAAUCAAACUGCGAAGGCAGGCGUGGCGUGCGCCGCUCGACGCAAAACGAACUUCCAUCGCCCACCUGAAUAUCAGCGUUUGGAAGGAUCACAUUAGUGCGCAGGCGAGAUUCAAUUGCCGGGGAGACGCGUUAUGUCGUGUAAAAAAGACCCCCCAAGAGAUUAUGAAUCGAUUUCUAUUUGUUUCUCUCCAUUUACAUCUUUUUUUAACUUUAUACAACGCGGUGGGAAACGAUAAAAACACCAGUAGACGUUGUUUCGAGGCCAGCCCAGCCCCAAGGCGGGUCGACAGCGAGAAUAAGCUUAAACAUCCCUGGCUGUGGCUAAAUAUAUCCCUGGAAGCUGUCCCGGCCAACCGGCCUUUGGUGAUGGCUUCAGUCGAGAACAACGCCGCGCUCGAGGGCCAGCUAGGACCAGCUCGCAGUGAGCUUCUUAUUAUUCGAUGCCCGCCUCGUCCCCGGAUUCUGCUUCUUCUUCUCCAUAACAGGAUUGGAAGCAGUUCUAGCCACCUCCACCGCCGAACUAGAAGGCGCCAGAAAAAGAAGGAAUGGAAAAGGGAAAGUAAAGGAAUAAGAAUAACCACAAAACCACAAUGUCAAUUCCUGAACUGGCUUUCGGGGACAAGGGCCCCCAAGUUAGGAGGCGUUAGAGAUUUUGUUUGA